Molecule: messenger RNA, 3752 nt
Organism: Nelumbo nucifera (sacred lotus)
Lineage: Eukaryota; Viridiplantae; Streptophyta; Magnoliopsida; Proteales; Nelumbonaceae
Source: RefSeq, a predicted model, not a curated record
AAAGGGUCAGGCCGUCAGGGUGGGUUGGGUCGUCAGGGUUAGGCUUAGGGUUCGAGGUUUUCUUCUUCAAGCCUGCAACCCUUCUUCCGGUCCAACCUCCAAGUCGCCAUUCAGACAACCUUCAGCACCACUGACGGCCCUCUCCCUUCCAAACCUCCAUUUGUCGCCUCUGCAACUUCUCCCCUCCGCCAUUGAAGCAAGCCUCAACGCUGCAAAGUUCCUAUUCCGCUCCUAGUCGCCAUUGAAGCAAUACCUCUCACUUUAUUAUUUCGCAGUUGUCGUUAUUUUCCGGCGGUCCAAAUCACUGUUAGCACCAAUAUCCUUUUGGGAUCAACAAAAGGGAAACCUGAACAAUGGUGCAAUACAACUUCAAGAAGAUCACUGUUGUCCCCAGUGGGAAGGACUUCAUUGACAUCAUCCUCUCCCGCACCCAGCGUCAGACCCCAACUGUUGUCCACAAGGGUUAUGCCAUCUCUCGCCUUCGUCAAUUCUACAUGCGUAAAGUGAAAUUCACUCAACAGAACUUUCACGAGAAGCUUUCUACCAUCAUUGAUGAGUUUCCUAGGCUGGAUGACAUACAUCCAUUCUAUGGAGACCUUCUCCAUGUGCUUUAUAAUAAAGAUCACUAUAAGCUUGCUUUAAGCCAGAUCAACACUGCAAGGAAUCUCAUUGGUAAGAUUGCAAAGGAUUAUGUUAGGCUGUUGAAGUAUGGUGAUUCACUCUAUAGAUGCAAAUGUCUGAAGGUUGCGGCACUUGGACGCAUGUGUACGGUGAUCAAACGUAUUGGUCCUAGCUUGGCCUACCUAGAGCAGAUAAGACAACACAUGGCAAGGCUACCUUCAAUUGACCCAAACACCCGGACAAUCUUGAUUUGUGGGUAUCCAAAUGUUGGCAAGAGCUCAUUUAUCAACAAGAUCACUAGAGCUGAUGUGGAUGUACAGCCAUAUGCAUUCACCACAAAGUCUCUCUUUGUUGGUCAUACUGACUAUAAAUACUUAAGAUACCAGGUGAUUGAUACUCCAGGGAUAUUGGACCGUCCUUUUGAGGAUCGUAACAUCAUUGAGAUGUGCAGCAUCACUGCUCUGGCCCACCUUCGAGCUGCUGUCUUAUUUUUCCUGGAUAUAUCUGGGUCUUGUGGGUACAGCAUUGCUCAGCAGGCUGUUCUUUUCCACAAUAUCAAGUCAUUGUUUAUGAACAAACCACUAAUUAUUGUCUGCAACAAGACAGAUCUGCAGCCAUUUGAUGAACUUUCUGAUGAAGACAAGAAGUUGGUCAUGGAGAUGAAAGAUGAAGCUAUGAAAACUGUUAUAGGUCAAGGUGGUGAGGCUAUUAAUGAUGAUGGUGUCCUUUUGACUAUGAGUACUUUGACCGAGGAUGGAGUCAUAGCUGUGAAGAAUGCAGCCUGUGAGAGACUAUUGAAUCAACGUGUAGAAUUAAAGAUGAAGUCAAAGAAGAUGAAUGAUUGCCUGAAUCGUUUUCAUGUUGCAAUCCCAAAGCCACGGGAUCAGAAGGAAAGGCUACCUUGUAUUCCACAGGCAGUUUUGGAAGCCAAAGCUAAGGCAGCAACAGAAAAAGAGAAGAGGAAAGUUGAAAAAGAUUUGGAGAAUGAGAAUGGUGGGGCUGGUGUUUACUCAGCUAACUUGAGGAAGAAUUAUAUCUUAGCAAAUGAUGAAUGGAAAGAAGAUAUAAUGCCAGAAAUAUAUGAUGGUCACAAUGUCGCAGACUUUAUUGAUCCAGACAUCUUGCAUAGACUUGAGGAGUUGGAGAGGGAAGAGGGGCUCCGGCUUGAACAGGAAGCCGAUGAUGAUGAUUUUGAGAUGGAUGGUAAGGAGUUAACUCCAGAAGAGCAAGAAGCCUUGGCCGAAAUUAGGAAGAAAAAAAGCUUGCUCGUUCAACAUCAUAGGAUCAAGAAGAGCACUGCAGAGAGUAGGCCUACUAUACCAAGAAAAUUUGAUAAAGACAUGAAAUUCACAUCAGAGAGGAUGGGGAGGCAGCUGUCUGCAUUGGGGCUUGACCCCACUUCAGCCAUUAACCGGGCACACAGCAGGUCUGUCUCUAGGAGGGGCCGGAAGAGAGAGCGAUCAUUGUCCAGGGAAGAUAAUGAUGGUGAUGCUAUGGAUAUGGAUGCUGAUCUACCUAGCAAGAAGCUACGUAUGAGAACUAGAUCAAGAUCACACCCACCUAGUGAUGUUGUUCCAGGAGAGGGCUUUAAGGAUUCUGCACAGAAAGUGAAAGCUGUAAAACUUGCUAAGAAAUCUGUCAAGAAAAGGAACAAGGAUGCUCGGCGGGGAGAGGCAGAUAGGGUCAUUCCAACUUUGAAACCCAAGCACUUAUUCUCUGGGAAGCGCUCCAUUGGAAAAACUAGCAGACGUUGAUAUAAUUUAAGCAAGAGAAAUAUUUGAGAUCAACAAGUUGACAUGGUUGAGUGGUAAGUUUGAAAUGAAAGAUUUGGAUGCAACAAAGAAAAUUCUUGGCAUGGAGAUUUAGAGGGAUCGAAAAGCAGGGAGGUUGUAUUUGACACAACAACAGUAUAUUGAGAAGGUCCUAAGCAUUUUGGCAUGAAAGAUGCUAAACCAGUAAGUACUUCUCUUGCAGCCCAUUUUAGACUUUCAGCUAAUUCAUCAGCACAGAUGGAUGAAGAAAAAAGAUAUGUCACAUGUCCCUUAUUCUAGUAUAGUUGGGAGUAUUAUGUAUACUAUGGUUUGCACACGACCUGACAUUUCACAUGCAGUUAGUGUGGUGAGCAAAUAUAUGUCAUGUUCCAACAAGGCACAUUGGCAGGUCGUGAAGUGGAUUCUCAGAUACUUAAAAGGAACAUCAUAUGCUUGUUUGGAGUUCGGGAGUAGUAAUAGCUUGAUGGGCUAUGUUGAUUCAAAUUAUGUAGGUGAUCUUGACAAAAGGUCACUCAUAGGUUAGGUAUUUUCUAUUGGUGGUUGUGUUAUUAGUUGGAAAGUUACUUUACAGUCUACAAUUCCUUUGUCUACUACUGAGGCUAAGUAUAUGGCAGUGACUGAGGCAGUUAAAGAAGCUAUUUUCUUAAGAGGUUUGUUUGGUGAACUCAGUUUGGGUACAAAGGUGAUUGUUCUCUAUUGUGACAGGUAGAGUGUUAUUCAUCUGACUAAGGAUCAAAUGUGCCACCAUGAGAGGACGAAACACAUUGAUAUGAGGUACCACUUUGUCCAUGAUGUUGUAGAGCAAGGAAAUAUCAUUGUGAAGAAGAUUGGCACUAUAGAAAACCUAGUUGAUAUGUCAACAAAGCCUCUUCCUAUGGCUGAGUUCAAGCAUUUCUUGGACCUGAUUGGUGUUUGUAGCAUUUGAGUUUGCCCAUUGGGGGCUUUUGUUGGAGAAGCUGGAGGGAGCUUGUUUUUUUAUGAUGCUUGAGAGAAUUCAAGCCAAGGUAGAGUUUUGUUAUGGUUAUGGUUGUGACUCGAAUUCUUUGUUACGACCCACUUCAUGAACCCGCACCGAAUUAAGUUAAGAAAAACCAAAAGGCAAAAUUUCAUAGUGGUUUGUAUUUAGCUUAUGGCUCCAAACUGAAUACGAAGUGUUGUGUAUUUCAGGGGCUUUCUCUUUUGUAUGCUUAGUCUUUCGUCUUGUGAGAUAAGUGUGAGACUUUGGGUGUAUUUGGGGUUUAGAGUUUUCUGUGAAUGUAUAACUUUGUAUUACUCUCCAUUACAUGGUGGAUUUCUGCUCCUCCGCCCAUGGAAGUAGGCUAUUAGCCGAACCAUGUAAAUUUGUGUGUUUUCUUUGCU